Neoarius graeffei (lesser salmon catfish) is the source of this 3082-nucleotide messenger RNA. RefSeq names its product STIM activating enhance (gene stimate). Gene Ontology annotation, molecular function: calcium channel regulator activity. Lineage: Eukaryota; Metazoa; Chordata; Actinopteri; Siluriformes; Ariidae. The coding region runs from base 728 to 1684 and encodes 318 amino acids. Gene Ontology annotation, biological process: activation of store-operated calcium channel activity. Gene Ontology annotation, cellular component: cortical endoplasmic reticulum; membrane. The transcript has 8 exons. The record is from RefSeq and is a predicted model, not a curated record.
AAAAAAGGCGGAAGUUGAGGAGUAGAUCAGGCUGGAUGUAUUCUCUGUUGUUAAGUGUGUUUAUUUGUAGUUGAAAUGGGUCGGAAUGAAAACCGGUUCUUUUGAAUGUGAUAUGGAGAAUUUUUUUCUGGAUAAAACUAAACUGUCCAGUCGGAGACUGAACCGAUACAGAAGCUUCAUCAUCCAUUUUUGAGGAGUUGGGUUUUGAAGGCGCUUUCACUGGUCCUGCUAGCAAAGAGAUGUCAUUUUAUAUUUGCUAGAAAUAUAGCCACAAACAGGGAAAAGGUUAAUAUUGGACGUGGCGUGUUUUAGGAGAAAGAGAAUGCUGUUUUGUUGUGAACAUUUGGAAUCAGUGUCGCUAGCAUGAUAGAUAAACAAAUAAACAGGUUUAAGUCAAAAAGAGAGAAUUUUUUUUUUUUUGUGAGGAAAUUGUAAUCAGUCGGAUGUUAGCAUCGUUGCUAAAUGCUACCUGGUUGUUUUGUUAGGAUGUGGAUGAGGAUGUGUCGCCUCAGUGAUGUGAGGUAGAGUGGCUUAGAUUAAAAAAUAAAAUAAAAUAUGGGGUUUAUAUCCGCUUUAGUGAGGAGGAAAUGGAGGAUGGAAAAAAUAAUUAACUGAUAUUAAUAUAAACAUUGAUUCCAGAGACAUUUUUUUUCCUCAGACAGGCUGAACAUUUUUUCUUUGAGGAGAUUUUUUUUUUUUUUUAAAUAUCUCGCUUAACGUCAUAAACAUGGCGAACCCUGGAGUCAGCGCGGUGUUUCUGUCCCGAGCCGAGGACGGAAAUGCAGCCGGACACCUGCUGUCCAGAGCCGGGGACGGAUCCGGGCCAGGGCCGCUGCUGCCCUCCAACUCCUCUCCCACGGACACCGACAUGAAGGGAUGCGCCAACGGGGACCUGAUGGACAGUUUCGGGAUCUUCCUGCAGGGCCUCCUCGGGGUCGUAGCCUUCAGCACCCUCAUGUUGAAACGCUUCAGAGAACCCAAGCAUGAAAGAAGACCCUGGAGGAUCUGGUUUCUUGACACUUCCAAACAAGCCAUCGGGAUGCUCUUCAUUCACUUUGCCAACGUGUACCUGUCGGACCUCACCGAGGAGGACCCGUGUUCGCUAUAUCUGAUCAACUUCCUGUUAGACGCUACACUGGGCAUGUUAGUGAUUUAUGGUGGUGUGAAGGCCGUCAGCGCCGUGGUCGAGUGGAGGCAGUGGGACUCGUUACGCUUUGGAGAGUAUGGGGAGCCAAUACAGUGUACUGCCUGGGCAGGCCAGUGUGCACUAUACAUCCUCAUUAUGAUCUUCGAGAAGGUGGUCAUCCUCCUCGUGCUUCUCAUCCCUCAGUGGAAGAAGCUGGCGAUGCUGAACCCCAUCACAAACCCACAGCUGGAGCUGGCUCUCGUUAUGCUAAUCGUGCCGUUCUUCGUUAACGCGCUGAUGUUCUGGGUCGUCGAUAACUUCCUGAUGAAGAAAGGCAGGACAAAAGCCAAGCUGGAGGAGAGGGAGGUCGGGGACGAUUCACGAGGCAGCAGCAAGGUGCGCUACAGACGAGCGCUGUCUCACGACGACUCCGAGUCAGAGAUCCUGUUCUCGGCGGAUGACGAAAUGGAUGAUUCGGACGGCGACGAGGACAUACGCAGGCUCACCGGUCUCAAAACGGUUAAGAAAAAGAAACAUCGCCUGGGCAUUCCUGUCUGACAUGAGAUCAGGCUUUAGACCUUCUCAUUCCUGUUCCACAUUCACUCUGCUGCCUUCUGCUAGUCUGAGCAAGAUCGGCGUGCGUCCAGGCUUUCACCCGUGCAUGGAUCUGAUCUGCAGGUAGGAGGAGCAACACACUCCUGAACUCAGCCCGAGGAGCUGUGAAGCUGUCGGAGCGUCCUGAUCACGGGCGAGGAUGGAAUGGGACUCCUUCUUUCUUGCUGGUUUCUAGAACCUUCUCUCCUUCCAACCCGCUCCUGUUGAUCUCGGAUCAUUCGGUUUUUCUAAUAUGUCCAUCAUGUGACUAAGGAAGUGUGUAGUGGUGUAAAUCGGCGCUGCUUCUUUAUACCGAGACGCACUGGAGGGGUGGAAUGGCUGAAUGGCCGCUCAGCCUGGACGGACUUGAUGUGAAAGACGAAAGCAGCAAAAUCUAACUUGGGAGAAUUAACCCAGCCUUCAAGCACACCUCUACCUUUAACGUUUAUCUUCCGUCGUGUUUGCGCGUUGUCUCUUCACCUGUACGUAGAACAAAUUAAAAUAACACGAGUGCUGGUUUCAUGUUUAUGUUGAACUUGUGUGAUGCAAAGAUCUCAGGAAGAAAUGGUUUGGUGAGCAGUAUAAAGCGAUACGAAGUUUUUUUUUUUUUUGGGGGGGUUUCAUAUAAAAUGGAACGUCCUUGCAUAACUGUGAAAAAGACCUUUUCUGCAAAGUGUGUGUUUGGGGGGGGGACGCUCAUCUGUCUGUGUUUGUGUCCCUUCUUUGGUCCUGCAGUGUCUUAGGGUUCCUUAAUCAAGGUGGGAAAUUUUGAUUUCUCGGGCACCUUUUGCACAAUUUGUUUCAUCACUGUGGUGUCAACUGUUAUGGGUGGGGUUCCCCCCCCCUCCUUUCUUCCCUUGUGCAGGCGGUCGUUUGGAGAGUUGACCUAUAAAACAUCUGGUGUAUUAUGCCUCUGUGAUAUUCUCUCGGUAUGUAACCUGUUUGUUUUGGGCGGGAAAGACAUGAAACUUCUCGUACACUCUGCCUUCUCUGAAGCGAAGUUCAGAUUCUGGCGUCCUGUAUAAACGGUAGCAUUUUCCCCUGAGGAUAUCGAGAGAAUCAGUGUACAAACUCACGUUUUGUCAGUUAUUUUUGUGCUGCCAGUUCACCCUGGUGUCAGCGUGAGUGUGUUCUAAUGUCUAGAAGCUCCGUGCGCAUGCUCGGCCUGCUGAUUUGAGUACUGUGAUGAUCGGCGGCAAUGCUGAUUGUAGAUAGUUUUUGAAAAACACUGACCAUGGACACUUGGGUGAAGUCGGUGCUCGGACACCAAACUCUUAAAUACUAACGACUACUUGAUUUGGAUCACUCACAAGUUACACUCUCAUUCUAUGCCUUUUUUUUCAAUAAACAAUGUCAAGUUUC